Molecule: messenger RNA, 5449 nt
Organism: Pangasianodon hypophthalmus (striped catfish)
Lineage: Eukaryota; Metazoa; Chordata; Actinopteri; Siluriformes; Pangasiidae
Gene: prom1b
Product: prominin 1 b
Exons: 28
Coding region: 425-3073 (882 amino acids)
Cellular component (GO): apical plasma membrane; cell surface; cilium
Molecular function (GO): cholesterol binding
Source: RefSeq, a predicted model, not a curated record
UUUCCUGCUGAUACUUGAACUUGCACACAGCUCAUCCGCGCUCACACACAGAACACACACACACACACACAUGCACGAGCGUCCAAACACCAGCGUGCACGCGCGUCAGACAGUCUAGCCUCUCUGGCGCGAGCUUGUGCAUUAGAGGAGUUGAGAAAAGCUUCCAGAAGGGAAUAAACCGCACCGCGGAGCGCGUGCACUCAGGAUGUGAGCCGUAAAACCGACUUGACAGCAACCAGGUCUAAGCCUCUAGAUUCCUUCUUUCAGUUUUCUGCACUUGCUGAAACAUCCCCAUCUGUUUCAUAACAUUCUCCAGAAGUCAGAAGUCAGGCUUCACGUCUUGUGAAGCAGUGCACCUGUUGUAUUCCGUGCUACAAGUUGUGUCGGGCUUUUUAAAAGCGUGCAGCACAAGUUGGGUCUGUGGAUGAUGAUGAUGAUGAUGAUGAUGAUGGUGAGGAUGAGGAUGAUGAUGAUGGUGAUGAUGGUGAUGUGCUGCUGGAGUUUGGGCUCCGGUGCCGCGCGCGGGGAACCGCAGGCUCCUCACGAGGACACGCUGGACUUCGGCUUUGUCCCGGCGGUGGUGUACGAGACGCACGCGCACUAUGAACCCGGAGCCGUGGACGUGCUGUUUCACGUAGUGCACGCGUUUCUGCACACGGUACAACCAAACCCGUUCCCUGCAGAUCUUAUUGUCAGGAUGUUGCAACAAAACAUGAAUGGAAUCAAACCAGAGGAGCUCCAGAAGCCGGAGAACAUUGUCCUAACGCUACAGGCCAUUUAUUAUGAGAUCGGCUUCAUCGUGCUGGCAGCGCUGGGUGUUGUGUUCGUGCUACUGAUGCCGCUGGUGGGUUUAUUUUUCUGCUUGUGUCGGUGCUGUGAGAACUGCGGAGGCGAGAUGCACCAAAGGCACCGCAAAAACGCUGACUGCCAACGUGGCUUCUAUACAGUCUCGCUUAUCACGUCAUCUGUGUUUAUCGCAGUGGGUGUACUGGUUGCCUACACAGGAAGCCACAACAUCACAUCCCAGAUCAAAAGUACCAAACGACUCGUCAGCUCCAACAUAAAAGACCUGAAAUCACUGGCCAGUUAUACACCAGCGCAAAUCGAGUAUCUGACUGCACAAUACACAACAGCCAAAAAUAAAGUUCUCUCCAAUCUAGACAACAUUGGGCCGUUGUUGGGUGGGCAGAUACACAAGCAGCUGGACAGAGAUGUGAUGCCAGCGCUAGACAACGUACUGCGCAUGGCAGCAGUCAAAGUGGAAAGUGCUAUUAAAGCAAUGCGAGACACUAAGGAGGCUUUAGAGAAUGUGAGCACAUCCUUAGAGACGUUACAAGAAGCUACUACCAAGCUGCGGAGGUCUUUACAGUCGGAGCGCAGUUCACUCUCAAACACACUCCACGAUCCAGCCUGCAGCAGCGGAAACGCCACACACACGUGCGACAACAUCCGGGCCGCACUCAACCGGCUCGCUGUCAGCGCCAACUUUAAUGGGCUACCAGAUGUCAGUCCUCAGUUAGCAAAUCUAGAAACUGUGAUGGAGACGGAUCUCAGCUACAUUGUACAGAAGGGCUAUUCUGCUUUUAAUGACACUUCCAGGAUAGUGAGCGAACAGACACAAGACUUCGUGAACAAAGUGAAGGCUUUGUUGGAUAAGUCAGGAGCAGAAAUUGUUGCUUUCACCAAUACGUUCCCGGUGGAACCAGCACUGGAGAACUUCACUCGGUUUCUGACAGAAGCAGAGAAGGACAUAGAAGCGCUCUACCCACAGAUUGACCAGUUUGAUUUUUACAGGUGGAUAGGGUGUGUGGUGCUGUGCUGCAUGGUUGUGCUGAUCUUGGCUUUUAACCUUCUGGGUUUGAUGUGUGGAAUGUGUGGCCAUGAUAAGAACACCACACCUACAACACGUGGCUGCCUCUCAAACACAGGCGGCAACCUCCUCAUGGCAGGCGUUGGCUUUAGCUUCAUCUUUUCAUGGGUGCUGAUGGGAGUUGUGGUCACCACUUUUGUUACUGGAGGAAAUGUGGAGAAGCUCGUUUGUGAGCCUCUGGCCAACAGACAGCUGUUUAUGAUCAUAGACGCACCAUACGUGGUCCAUCCUGGCAAAAAGAACUUCCUCCCCGGAAUGCUGUUCCAAAACCACAACAUUGAUCUUACCAUCGGCAGCCUGUACAGUGAUUGUUAUGAGAAUAAUGGCAUAUAUUCUGCACUACAACUGGAGAACCAAUUCCACUUCAUCCAGUUCGUCAACAGAACCGUGAAUAACCAUAAUCUGGCAGAGAUAUUUGAAGGGGUGAUGGUAGACUUGGAAGGAAUAAUCCUGCUGGAAGAAGAAGGAAAAGAUAAUCUCAUCAAUUUUGCCAAUGCAGGCCUUGGGGACAUCAACUAUGAGGCCUACCUUUCAGAGGUCAAUAAAGGAGUAACUGUUGUAGAUCUUCUCUCCUUUGCCAAUGAAUUGGAGGCCGAGGCAGACCAUCUGCCGCGUGGUGCUCUCGGAAAUGCACUAAAAGGCCAUGCUAGCAGCAUCAGACAGAUCCAUAAAGAGCAAGUAGUGCCCAUGGAGCAAGCCAUGAAAUUUGUCAGAGCCAGGAGCUCAUUAAGUCAAAGUAUCAGGUUACUACAGACCACAGUUGAAGAACUUCCUACUAAAGUGACUAAUGUGCUGAGUGCCAUUGAUGCAGCUGAGUAUCUAAUUGCCAACAAUGCUUCACAUGUGGUCAAAAAGGAGACAGAUAAAUACACAAAGAAUCUGAUGGGAUACCUCAAACAAUAUGUUAACUGGGUUCAGCUUUCGUUAACGAUGGAGGUAGCUCAAUGCAAACCCAUCAGUAACAUCAUUGACUCGUUGGAGAUUGUUGGCUGCAGUUUCAUAGUGGACUCAGUGAACACAUUCUGGUUCGGUCUGGGUGGCUGCUGUUUGUUCCUUAUCCCCAGUAUCAUCAUGUCUGUCAAACUUGCCAAAUUCUACCGCAGAAUGGACACAGAGGAUGUAUUUGAAGAUAAACAGUGGUGGAAGCUAAAAGCUCAGAAUUUCAGGAAAACAGAGAUAGAAGAGACUUCGCACAAACAAUGAGACUACACUUGGCACAGAGAACUGGAGUUAAACAGUCCAGCAAUGGAGUGACCUAGGCCUAAUUUCAUUCCAAAGGAAAAAGAAAGAAGAUGAAAUGGGGAAAGGGAAAUAUGCAGAAGGUGAUACUGAUUGCUUCCAUAAAGCCAAAUUAUAUCACAUUCUAAAGCUAUGAACUGUAUUAAAGCUGUCUUAAUUACUGUAUUACAUCAUCAACUUAAAAACAUACCUAAUACUUUUGACCAUCUGAUGCACUGCUGCUUAUAUAUUAACACUUAUCUAUGGUGUUGAAAAUAUCAUGACCAUUACUUUGUUUACUAUAAGAAGCUACAGCCUUUAUAGGCUGUUCCUUUCUAUUUAAAACCUGAGGAUUUUUUAAAAAACUUGUAUAUUUAAAAAAAAAAAAAAGACAAAACAACUCUAUAAUUUUUUUUUGUAAAGCCUUCAUAAGGGCAUAAUGACUGUGAUUAUACUUUAUCCUUUGUAAUUUGUUAACAUUGUUCUAUAAGCCUACUUAUAAACGCUAAAAAUGCUUUGUAAAUCUCCAAUAAUGUAUUAUAAUGAAUUUAUUGAUGAGUUAUAAACAUUAUGUAGUUCUAUCAUCAAAUCAUUUGAUUUAAUUCUAAUUCCUUGCUAGAACUUUGAUUGAUUUUUAAAUAUGUAUUGUGUUUUAUAUAAUUGGGGGACAGCAUGCUUGUAAGGCAAAAAAAAAAAAAAAAUCUAAUAACUCUCAAGUGCUUUAUUGGAGUUUUAUGAGGUUUUAUAAGCUUUAUAAGGUAUUAUAAUAAUUAUUAUUGAAUUAUUACCAAAUUACAAAGAACAUUAAGCAAAGUUAUAAUUAUUUAUGAAUGCAAAGUUAAUAGUUUUUAUAAAAAGUAGUAAUUCUUGUAAUUUUCCAAGAAUGAGUUUGAGACAACUUGGCAAGGAACUUUUUUGAGUAAAUGUUGAUCUAUGACAAUCAGCUUCCUAAAUUGUAAUAUGAUUUCUGAUCAUUUGAACUUUGAAAUAUGAGCUCAGUAGAAAAAAAAUGGUUGUGUACAUUCUAUCCUUGACAGAAAACCAACUUUGUUUCAAACAUUAACUAGCUUUUUGAAGGUUGAUAAAAGAAGGUUAUAUAAAUUGAAAAUAAACCUUAUAUAAAAAUGUGUUUUUAAUUAUUUUCAUCUAAAUCUAUUUAUGUUCGUUUUAAUAUAAUGAAUAACGAACAGAAUUACUGUCUAGUUUUAUAGAAAUUAACAUAAAUGUUUGCAUAUUGAGGUUUUUCAUUGUAAGUCUUUUGUAACCAAAAAGUAUUCUAAACCCAAAUGACCCAGAUCUUACUAAUUUGAAGUAAAGCCUCAAAAUCUUUAUGUUAUAAAAGUUUUACUGGUCCUAGCAUACAGCUGUUAUUAGACAGUUGACAACUGUGUAUAAUUCCUUGAUUUUUUUUUUCUUGUCUUAAUUUCCAGUGGCUUACUGUAUUUGCUUAUUAAUUUCUCUUAUUUUGAAAAUGUGGUGGUUUAAUUUGUGAAACAUGAAGUGUUCCAUUUUAAAUACAGUAGUUGUUUGCUAAAUCUGAAGCUUUGAGGAAGACCUUCAUUUGUAUUACACAUAAUAUGCAUCACAUCUAAUGAUGAAUGAAAGCUUAUUUACAUAAACUAUCCCUAAAUAACUUUUAUUCAUUAUUUAAAAAAAGUUUGAAUCAAAUGUUGAUUUAAAGACAAUGCACACAAUUAUAUUCAGCACUAAAAAAGACAGGAGAAUAUAUAACAGAAUUUGUUGAGCAUUUAAUCUGAAAAAGAAGUGAAUAAAUGAAGUUGGAAUUGGAGUGGUAGGUAAGUUUACAGGUAAGAUUUUUAUGCUAGUGACUCAAAGACUGUAAGGAGUGUCAUGUUGCUGCUUUCUCUUGACUCUAAACUGAUCAUAUUUAUCCUUGGAAUGGAUUUUGCCAAAUCAAUACAUGUAAAAUUAGUUGAUUCAUGCUUGAUUCAUGUACUUUGCAGACACUGAAUACAGAUGGUAUUCUUCUGUUUGGAAAGUUUGUGUGUGAACUUGACUUAGAUUUACAUUUAUUCAUUUGGCAGAUGAAUAUUUUAAGGUGAGACAGAAUACAAUUCAAGCAAAGAGCUGAGGGUUAAAAGCUUUGCUCAUGUUCCCAACUGGGCCUCUCUGGCAGUUCUGGGACUUAAACUUAACCUAAAUCUCUAAGCUACAUAUGUUAAAACUGUCUACACAGAGUGUAUGUGGAGUUUCAUAUGGAGUUUGUGUAAACAGGAAAAUAAAAACUUACAUUCACUGAAAAUUCCCUGGACUGUCUUCUGCUUUGCUAAUGUAUCUGAUACAGACAGAGACUGGUGAUUUAGUUUAUAUCAUCUUAUAUUAUAUCUUCAUAUUAACCUU